This is a messenger RNA of Lachancea fermentati, 258 nucleotides long. NCBI's taxonomy places the organism in Eukaryota, Fungi, Ascomycota, Saccharomycetes, Saccharomycetales, Saccharomycetaceae. The record is from the annotation of a GenBank genome assembly.
AUGUUGGUACGUUCUGGUUUAAGACAAGCGAUGCGUUUGCAAACUGGCGUGGCUGCGCGCUUUUACUCUGAGGGCGCGACCGGCUCUCCCAGAGCGUCCGGGUCCGAGGACACUUUUCUAAAGCGCGAGCGUGCGCAAGAGGACUACUUCAUCAAGAAACACGAAAAGGACCAGUUGGCGCACUUGAAAGAGCAGUUGAAGCAGCAGCAGAAGAAGAUUGACAGCUUGGAGGAGAAACUGGAGAACAUUACGAAAUAG